This is a messenger RNA of Punctularia strigosozonata HHB-11173 SS5, 4197 nucleotides long. RefSeq lists its product as uncharacterized. The record is from RefSeq and is a predicted model, not a curated record. The transcript has 4 exons. The coding region runs from base 1 to 4197 and encodes 1398 amino acids. NCBI's taxonomy places the organism in Eukaryota, Fungi, Basidiomycota, Agaricomycetes, Corticiales, Punctulariaceae.
AUGAACAGUGCACGACGAGCUGACUUUGAUCAGCAUGCCCAACCCGCCCUAUUGUGGUCUCCGCCGGCGUCUAAUUCUGAACAACCACAAAGAACGACACGCAAGUCUCACCGCGGUCAGGACAGCACACCGCGGGCUCAGGGUUCGACUCGUGAAUACGCGUCCGACGCGCGAGCCACUCCCCAACCUUCGAACCCCCAGCAGUACUAUGCGUCCACCUCGAAUCGAGUGCAACAACCAACCGGCACGAACCCGUCCUCAUCUCAUGUUCGUGGAGAGGUCUCAUCCAAUGCGGCGACCUACGGUUCUUCGCAAGGCCGGCCAACCCCCUCACAGACGCCUACACCCACGAACGUGUAUCCAGACGUGUAUCAAUUGCGCGCAUACAUGCAGCAAACUCGACCCGGCAAGACCUCUUCGAAGGAGAAACUCGACGAUAAGGACAGGCGCCCAGGAUCAGCCACGCCUCAGCCCACACAAACAUCUGCUCCUUAUCCAGUGCCUGCAGCCCCGACACAACAAGGUGCACAGUACGCAUCCAAGGAACCCAGAACAAGGGAUGCGUCUUCGCGUCGGGAAACGAAGGAAAGCGAUAGGCGCCGGGAGGAGCGAUACAGGGACACGGGUCGGGACACAGACGAGAGUGAUAGGGAGAAGAUACGACGACAGCGAGAUGAAAUGGAGCGGGAAAGGAGUAGAGAUCGAACGCGUCAAUACGAAGAGCAGUAUCGGGAUAGGACGAAGGAUCGGGCCCGAGACCCUCGACAUCGACCCACUUAUGCACAGAACGUACCCAUGUCCACGGAUAUGCGCGGCAAGGAAUCGGAUAGCGACAGCUCCAAUCGUAGGAUGUUCUCUGCUGCCGAAGGUCAUAAGAAGUACUACAGCGAUGACAGGGUUCAUUCGUCGAGGUUUCUACCGAAUAUAUUUUCGCGCUCAUCACGCAAAACACCCACACCACAGCCUGUCCAAACCUCCAACUCGCAAGGACACUCCCAACCUGUCCAAGCUCCGAAUCACCCCAUCAAUCAUGCGCAGACACAUCCUCCCGCGGAAGCAAAGUCCAAGCAUGGCAGCACCUCGACCAAAUUCAUGCUGUAUCCUCAGAAGGACCCUCAGUCCGGCAAACACGGGGUGGACGAUCCCCGGUCCCGACGCGAAGCCCAUCGGCCCUCUGCUACCGUUCAACCUGGCGCACCGCAAUCCAACAAUCCAGCUUCGAUGCAAUAUGCGACCACGCAUAAUGCAGCAAUGCAUAAUGCUCGCGCCACCCAAGCGGGCCUCGCUACAACCACCCAGCCUGCGACGUCAGCUGCCGCAUAUGCUAGCUGGAGCCCGCCCCUGCAAGACCCUUAUAGGCAACUGCAAUCACCGAUUAGUCCGUUAAGCGGUCUGCAGGGCACGCUACAACAGCAGCUAUCUUCGAAUCAUCCGUCUGCUCCCAUGGCGACAUCGAACAAUCGAGCUACCGGGGCUCCGAGCGUACAGCCUGACCAUCCGGCGCACAGGAAUGAGACCAACGCUCCUCGAGAUGAUCGUCAGGUGCAUACGAGCGCCAGCAAUGGCAGUCCGGGGCAAGGAAGAAGGGAGAGAUCCAGCCUGGAACAAGCUCGCUCCCCACCUCCGACUGCUAAUGCAGCUAUUGGCGGGUAUUCACCGCAGGGUUAUAGCGGGAGUGGAUCACAGCAAACAUCGGCUGUCCAGUACCAGCUUGCAGAGUCUCAGAGAUAUCAGGACCGCGCUCAGGCAGUGCAGCAGGGAGUGCGCUAUGCGAAUUCUCAUACAGGCCAAGCGAUCUAUUCCAACAAUGUGUCGCCUCCGGAGUCCCGCGACCUUGCACAGAAAGGUGGUGUCUUGCCAUCGUCCACGGGAUCGUAUGCUGUUGCAGGGGCGAAUAACAUGCAUGGCGGAGGGGCCGUGCCGACGCAAGCCCAUCAUGUCGCACAACCUCAAGCAGUCCCCGAUACAUACUCAACGCGGCCGGAUCUGCUCAAACAGCCCUCUUAUGAUCAAGGAAGGCGGUCUCUGCAGUCUCCUGGGCUUUCUAUCGCUACCACUGUCGACACUGCGGCCACAACGGUCACAUCCUCUAACUACCAAGCUUCCGCCAACACCAUACUCGGCGUAUCCACCAAUCCAUCCAACGGCAGUCGAGAACAGGUUCAUGGCGCUGGGAACAGCUCGACUCCCGUCGCUUCGGUCGACCCGUCCAAGCACAAUGCACCAUAUCCCGGGCCAAUGAGUGCGCCUCCGACAGCAAUGGCGUCGCCAUCGCCAUAUAGAAACCGACCUGAAGCAGAUAUGGGUCGACCUGUGCCUGUCCACCAUUCAAAUUCAAUGCCGUCCCCCGCCCCUCAUGUGCAGCAACAUGCUCAAGGGGUCGCCGGAGUCUACCCAACGACCGCGCAACUGUCGCAGCGUAGCGCUACCACAGGGAUCCCAGUUGCUCCGUCGAACAGGUCAGGCUGGGAAAAUGUCUAUCCUGGUGCAGGACCGGGCUUGGCAAGUACAAAUGCCAAACCACCGAGUAGAGAGGGCCCAGCACCGAAGUUUCCUGUGAUUGAGACGCCUUCCACUCCUUCAAGUGGCAGGACGGCGGGAACGCCUCCAUUCCUCACACCGUCGAGUAACGUUAUGGGCAACAAGACCCUGCCGCCUGCUACACCUCAAUCAAUCCAUGCCAGCAUUGCCGCGCAGCCCAUCGCCCAUACCGCCUCGUCAUCCAGCAAACCUGUUAUGGCUGCUGCUCCUUCCGUUCAGUCUGGAGCCUCCAAUUCCCAUAGCUCAAGCUCUAAUUCUCAUCCGGGGCCAGGAGCCCACCGACCUAACCAGCCAUCUCAAGUCAUGCAUACCCCCGUGUCUCAUCAACAACAACAUCCGUCAACGUUACCCAUAUCCGGCGCUAACCCACGCUCCGAUCCCCACCAUGUAGGUUCUCCUCAGGCGUCAGCCCCAUACCCCUCCGUUACGUCGCCUAUACAACAUGGUCCAACGCUGCGCGAACCUCGAACUCAACAACCUCCUCAGAUUUCCAACCCCAAUUCUGCCCACUCCGUAUUCCCCCAGACGCAUGAAAUGCCUCCGACGUCAGUACCAAAGAAUCCGUCUAAGGAUUCCAGCAUCCAUCGCCAGUCUCGCAAUAAGGAGAACAGCCAACCGUGGUUUUCAGGGAUGAUCGGGCGCAACCCAUCCCGUGACUCCCAGGACACGAAGGAUACUGGCAGCCUCCGCGCCGCGUCAAUCAUGGGUGAGGCACCAGUACGCAAACCGAGCAAACUGUCCAAGCAGCCGCCGAAGCGUUCGCAGACCCACCCUGUACCCCCGCAAAUGGCGGCUCCCUCCGGCCAGGGGCGUGGCCGCACACUGUCAGAUACUGAAAGCUCUCGCAUGGACGCGUUGCGACACCUCAUGCCUUCGCGAGCUUCGGUAGACGCGCACGGCCGACGGAAUAACUCGUCGAGCUCAGUGGCUCAGGCAGCCUAUGGGCGGGCCCCAUCCGCACCUCCGGGGUCGCGCGACAGCUCUCAAGAGCGCAAGAAGAAAGGCGUGUUCUCUCGCUUCUUCAGUUCCGGGCCCAAGAGCUCCGAUAUCAAGAACCCGCAGCAGACGUGGUAUACAUCGCAACAGCAGGGGUCGAGCGAUACCUUGAGGCGGGAGACGUCGCGACAAGAUGAUCGGUACAAGCGUGAGAGCGUGCUUCCCGACGUGCGGCGGACGGUCGAUACGAAGGUCGUGCCUCCGCCAGUUUCCACCAAAGGCAACGUUCCUCCCACUUUGACGAUUCCUUUGAACAUCCCUUCGACGGAGAAGAGGAGCCCUGCGGGCAAAACAUUCAAGCCUAACUUCAGAUUCCUGGCCCCGAAGCGUCAUCGUACCAUGUCCGCGGCGUCUCUGGAAGCUAUGGACGGGACAGCUCUCAACGGUCUUUCUACUCACCCAUCGAUGUCCACGUUGACGAGCACCAUGCUGACCACCAGCGUACAACCACUGCCGACGCGGGAUCCUCUCAAUGCAGCGGAAGAAUGGCGCAACAACGGCGAAACCUCGCUUCGCGGGCGUGGUUCAGGCACCCGCAGGGUACGUCCUGGAGUGACGUUCGACGUGGAAGAGGAUCCUCCCGAUGAUGUCUUGGAGGCCCGCAUUCCACUUGCCAGAGCGGCGAGCGGGCGCUUGCAGCGCCGCCGUCCCAGCAAAUGA